AUGACUGUUGCUGCGAUCGCGUUCCCAGAAGACGCAGGGCCUGUGUCGCCAGUGAGACCGCACGGGACGCUACGGUAUGUGCUACGGCUGCUGGCGUUGUCGGGCUAUGGCCUUGCCGCGUUUUAUGCUGUUGUUUUGCUGGUGAUCAAGCCGAUGCUCAAAUUGAGCUUCGAACGGCGGCGAGACCUGGCUAACCAUUGUUUUGGCCAUCUGCGCGCUCUUUAUGGGAACCUUGUGGACAAGGUUAAGUUUGUGCCGUCCGUAGAGCUGAACUAUCGCGGCCUGCUAUAUAAAGACAGCAUGUGCUCGACAGAGACGGAUGAGGACGACGUGGUCGUGCAGGAGGAGCACACUCGCGGGGUGCGUUUUGACGACGAGGUCUCCAAGAGGGAUUACAACGAGCUCAAUUUGUCGCAAACGGUGAUCUUAGGCCAAAACCUCGACAGGCUAAAGGAUACCCUCAAUAAGAUUCGAGUGAGCAGCUACCAUCACAAAAACAGUGUCCCCUCGUUCGGCGGCCGACUCGCGGCCAGCGACGUGAGCGAGAUGCAGCCGCUAAUUUUCCAGGUGAAGCAGCUGAAGAACUGCGUUGAAAUGGUGAGUUCAGACCACCCUCGUGAGUAUUUAUUCAAAAGAAGCCUCAACUACGCCCGAGGCCCAAACAAACUGAAUCUCGUGGACGACCUGCGCGACGAGUUGGACGAUCUGCGCAGAGUCGUCCAACAAGCUAGAACUAAGUAA
This is a messenger RNA of Ogataea parapolymorpha DL-1, 741 nucleotides long. RefSeq names its product Peroxisomal membrane protein PEX17. The record is from RefSeq and is a predicted model, not a curated record. NCBI's taxonomy places the organism in Eukaryota, Fungi, Ascomycota, Pichiomycetes, Pichiales, Pichiaceae. The transcript has a single exon. Bases 1 to 741 code for a protein of 246 amino acids.